Messenger RNA from Cylicocyclus nassatus, 663 nucleotides. The record is from the annotation of a GenBank genome assembly. NCBI's taxonomy places the organism in Eukaryota, Metazoa, Nematoda, Chromadorea, Rhabditida, Strongylidae.
AUGAGUUCAAACACUGGCGUAUUUCGCUACGAUCCUGCAGCAUCUGGGAAACCCAUGUACUACUUCUACCUGGAAGACAAAGUUAGCUGCUUAAGAGCUUGUUAUGAAGAAAGCGAAUGCGCAGUUGUGGAGUAUCGGGAGAACGAAGAGGGUUACUGUAGACUGUACAGAGAGGGCGAUACUCGUUCCGUAGAAGGAUACACCCUCUCCCGUGGAGAAACCAAUUCGUCGUGCAAAUUAAUUGAAAUACUGGACUUUGACGUUUCGUUUCAAGAAAUUGAAGGAAGUCAAGAAAACUCUUCAAAAGCGAAGUGCAGCGGCAUGCCAGAUGUCGCUGUUAUACAACCGUAUGACCGAGUAGAAUACCGCUUCUUCGUUCUUGAUUCCACCAAAGUUGCCGAAAACUGGAUUGCAUCGGAAUUCAGGUCAGACCAUCGUCGCCUAUACUUUGGUGAGAUAUACAAUACUACUGGUUACACCUUCUACAACGCGUAUGCCUUCACCAAUCUCUGCGUUUCCCCGGCCGGCGAAUGUCUGGGUGUGCAGGAAAUAAAAGAAUAUGUCGACGAGCAGGGCAACUUCUUCUACGAUGUGCCUGGAAGAAUGGACAUGUCAGGCUCUGGUUUAGGUCAAAUCUUCUUUAUCUCAGGCAAAAGCUAUUGA